Messenger RNA from Pseudocercospora fijiensis CIRAD86, 771 nucleotides. RefSeq lists its product as uncharacterized. The coding region runs from base 1 to 723 and encodes 240 amino acids. The transcript has a single exon. The record is from RefSeq and is a predicted model, not a curated record. Lineage: Eukaryota; Fungi; Ascomycota; Dothideomycetes; Mycosphaerellales; Mycosphaerellaceae.
AUGUCCAACAUCUCCGAAGUCCAAACAGAACUCACCUCCCUUCGCACCUUAGUGCAAAGUCUUUCCCACCGCGUAACGGAGCUGGAAGACAUAAAUGCAAUCCGCAAACUCCACUUCGCAUACGGCUACUACAUCGACACAUGCUCAUACGCCGAAGUAGUCCAGCUCUUCGCCCAAAAUGGCGAAGUGAUCUUCCUCUCAGGAAUCUACCGCGGCCACGCCUCAAUCUCUCGACUCUACGAAACCUGGUUCCAAACCCUCUUCACCGAAGGAAAACCCGGACCGGUGAACGGCUUCAUCCUCGACCAUCUGGAGAUGCAAGACAUAAUAACCAUAUCCCCAGACGGACGCACAGCUCAAGGACGCUUUCGAGCCUUGCUCGCGGGCGGGAAUCAUACCAGUCGAGCGUACAGGCCCGAAGGUCUUCCGUUGCAAUUCUGGGAAGCUGGAGUGUAUGAGAACACGUAUGUGAAGGGGGAAGAUGGGGUGUGGAGGAUUCAGAGAUUGGAUUAUGUUGUGCAGUGGCAGGCUGAUUAUGAGAAGGGUUGGGCGCAUUGUGAAGCUCAUUUGAAGCCUUUUGAGAAGUGUUUUCCUGAGGAACCGCUUGGGCCGGAUGAGCUGCUGCCUGAAGCAAGAGGUACCUGGCCGGAGAGGAAUGAUGUCAAGAGACAUUAUGCUCAUCCGGUGCUUGCUGCGGCGGGCGAGUUGAAAGGAAGUGGAUAAAGCGGAAGUCAUUACCAGAUCCUGUAAAGCCAGCAUGAUCAAGGCUGU